AUGUGUGAUGCUAGUGAUAUUGUUGUAGGGGCAGUGCUAGGACAACGAAGAGAGAAGUUGCUACAUGUCAUUUAUUAUGCUAGUCAUGUGUUAAACCCUGCACAGAUGAACUAUGCAACUACUAAGAAAGAGUUAUUGGCCGUGGUUUAUGUAUUUGACAAAUUCAGGAAAUACUUGUUAGAAUCGAAGGUUGUCGUUUAUACUGACCAUGUCGCGUUGAAAUAUUUGUUUGCUAAACAAGACUCUAAGCCGAGGCUUCUCAGGUGGAACUUACUCCUCCAAGAAUUUGAUGUAGAGAUUAGGGACAAAAGGAGGUGUGAAAACACAGUGCCAAAUCAUUUAUCCCAAAUGUCACUAAUUGAAGAAAUAGAAGAAAAGAGACCGAUCAAGGAUGAGUUCGCUGAUGAACACAUCCUCGUUGUCAUUGACUUCAUGGGGCCAUUUCCUCCGUCAUUUGGGAAAAAUUACAUCUUGGUAGCAGUAGACUACGUAUCAAAGUGGGUGGAAGUGGUGGCAUUUCCCACCAAUGAUUCUAAAGUGGUUGUGACCUUUCUGAAGAAUAAUAUAUUUUCGAGAUUUAGGGUUCCGAGAGCACUUAUCAGCGAUGAAGGUACUCACUUUUUGAACAAACUAAUGGAGAAUCUACUGAAGAAAUAUAAUGUUAAACACAAGAUCGCCACUCUGAAAGACUGGACAGUAAACCUAGAAGAUGCACUAUGGGCGUACAGAAAGGCAUUCAAAACUCCCAUAGGUAUGUCUCCCUAUCAGUUAGUUUAUGGUAAAGCUUGUCACUUGCCCCUAGAGUUGGAGCACAAAGCAUUUUGGGCAUCCAAAUUCUUAAAUUAUGAUCUGGCCAAAGCGGGUGAAUCCCGAAUCCUUCAGCUCCACGAGUUCGAGGAGUUUCGGAAUCAAGCCUAUGAGAAUGCCAAGCUCUACAAGGAGAAGACAAAAAAAUGGAACGAUCAGAAGCUACAGAUAAAGGAGUUUGUCAAGGGACAACUAGUGCUCUUGUUAAACUCUAGAUUAAAGCUCUUUCCAGGAAAGUUGAAAUCCAGGUGGACGGGUCCGUUUUUGGUUCACAUAGUGUUUCCCCAUGGAGCAAUAGAACUUAAAAAUCCAAGUAAUGGGGAUACAUUUAAGGUAAACGGAAAAAGGUUGAAACACUACUACAAGGGGCAUGAAAGUGGUUUGAUAGAUAAUUUGUUAUUUAUAGGACCACAGGGCCCUAACACGGGUACCCGUGUCAGGCAAGGUGCUAAGGAAGUUGAUUUUUCCAGUAGGCUGACACGACCGCCCGUGUCAGUUGACAUGGCUCGUGCCAGCUCUACUGGAGGUGAAGCCAAGAAACCAGUGGCCUGA
Messenger RNA from Lathyrus oleraceus (garden pea), 1359 nucleotides. RefSeq lists its product as uncharacterized. Gene Ontology annotation, biological process: DNA integration. The record is from RefSeq and is a predicted model, not a curated record. Gene Ontology annotation, molecular function: nucleic acid binding. Lineage: Eukaryota; Viridiplantae; Streptophyta; Magnoliopsida; Fabales; Fabaceae. The coding region runs from base 1 to 1359 and encodes 452 amino acids. The transcript has 5 exons.